This is a messenger RNA of Zootoca vivipara (common lizard), 10859 nucleotides long. RefSeq names its product zinc finger and BTB domain containing 46 (gene ZBTB46). Gene Ontology annotation, biological process: regulation of transcription by RNA polymerase II. Lineage: Eukaryota; Metazoa; Chordata; Lepidosauria; Squamata; Lacertidae. Gene Ontology annotation, molecular function: DNA-binding transcription factor activity, RNA polymerase II-specific; RNA polymerase II cis-regulatory region sequence-specific DNA binding; protein binding. The record is from RefSeq and is a predicted model, not a curated record.
GGUUUCCUUUGGGGGACAGCUAAAUUCCUAUUUCACAGCAGAGAAGAGAAAUUGACCUUUGGGGGGGCAGUUGAAUGAGGGCGUCGGGUUCCCUCCUCCCCCCGCUUCCUGCCUCACCUCUCCUAAUUGAAGGCAAAGGAUACUCGUUUCGCCCCCCUCCCUCUCUGUCAUGGAUUUUAGCCCCCUCCGCCGCCGCCGCCCCCAACCCCUCGCUCGCCUGCCCAAUGGGAGGUUCGUGGGGGCUGCGCGUCCUCCUUGCGCGGCGCACGCACGCUGUGCCUGUUCCCUGAGAUAUGCUGGAAGGGCAGCUGGGUAAAAUCCCAGCUGGAGGGUGGGACGUGGUUGGGGGGCGGUUUGCUGAGAUGACUUUCCCACCCCCCUGUGUGUGGAAGGGGCAUGGAGCUCCUCUGAUCUUCCUUCACCUCAGGACAUGAUGCCUUAUUUGGGGCUAGGUGGGUGGAUAGAUGGGGACAGCUCUGGUGACUGGCAGGGUUUAACCCCCCUCCCUGCUUCUCUCCCACCCCCUCUCUCCUCCUCUUCUCCCCCCACCCCACCCCACCCCUCCCUCUAACCUCCAAAAGGGGAAUUUUCCAGCUGGUAAUUUCUGCUGCGUCAACACCCAGCUCAAGGGAGUGGAGAGGAGACAAGGGGGCAUUUUAACAGCAGCUCCACUUCGUGAAAUAGCAAGCCUUUCCAUUCUGGUUUGAUAGUUUUAUUUGAAAAGCAAACAAAAACCACCCCACAGCGUUUAAAAAUAAGCAUCUGUGCAAGUUGGACCCAAGAGCUUGUCAAGAGAGAGUGGCUCAAAACUGCUUGGAAGAAAGGGAUGAGACCUGUGUGGAAGCAGUAGCACAAAUAUUUCUAAAUGAAUAAUCGAAAGGAAGACAUGGAAAUUGCCUCCCAUUAUCGUCAUCUGCUUCAAGAACUCAAUGAACAAAGACAGCAUGGCAUCCUCUGUGAUGUUUGCAUUAUAGUGGAGGGAAAGAUUUUCAAGGCUCACAAAAACAUUUUACUUGGGAGCAGUCGCUACUUCAAGACACUGUACUGCCAGGUGCAGAAGACUUCUGACCAGGCAACGGUCACUCAUUUAGACAUUGUAACAGCCCAGGGGUUUAAAGCAAUCAUUGACUUCAUGUACUCUGCACACCUUGCAUUGACCAGCAGGAAUGUUAUUGAGGUGAUGUCAGCUGCUAGCUAUCUCCAGAUGACUGAUAUUGUUCAAGCUUGUCACAAUUUCAUAAAGGCUGCUCUUGACAUAAGCAUUAAGUCUGAUGCAUCAGAUGAUUUUAUUGAUUAUGAACUUGGAGCAACCUCCAGCAGUAGUACAGAUGCUUUGAUUUCAGCAGUGGUAGCUGGUAGGAGCAUAUCUCCCUGGCUAGCUCGGCGGACAAGUCCUGCAAACUCCUCUGGUGAUUCAGCCAUUGCUAGUUGUCAUGAAGGAGGAAGCACAUAUGGAAAAGAGGAUCAAGAACAAAAAAUGGAUAGUCAUGAUGACGUUUCAUCCCAGUCUCUGUGGUCUAGUGAUAUGGGGUAUGGAUCCUUGCGUAUCAAAGAGGAACAGAGCUCUCCUUCUCAUUAUGGAGGAAAUGAGUUGCAGUCUGCCAAAGAUAGUACAAUGCAGAAUACUUUUUCAGAACAAGGCGCUGCAGAUGGAUGGCAGCCCACUGGGCGCAGAAAGAACAGAAAAAACAAAGAUACUGUGCGCCAUAUUACACAGCAACUGGGAGAUGACAGCAGAACAAGCUCUCCAGUACCACCUUUUCUAUCUGCCCCAGGAUGGCCAUACAGUAGUCGUGAAGCAAGUGUGGAUCUGACAGGGGCAGAAUCCAGCAACUCUGACAGCCGAAUAGAGAGAGUGGACCUUUAUGCAAAUGUCGAGGAAGCACUCCUAGGAGGUGAAGCUGGUUAUCUCUCUCAGCCUCUUACUCCAGAGAAGGAAGAUGCGCUCCAGGCUGUAGCAGUUGCUAAUCUGCGGGCAGCCCUUAUGAGCAAGAACAGCUUGUUGUCCCUGAAAGCUGACAUGCUGGGAGAGGAAAGUUCUCUGCUCUUCGAAUACUUACCCAAAGGCACACAUUCACUGUCUUUAAACGAAUUCACGGUGAUCAGAAAGAAGUUCAAAUGCCCCUACUGCAGUUUCUCAGCCAUGCACCAGUGCAUCCUGAAGAGGCAUAUGCGAUCCCACACUGGAGAACGACCCUACCCUUGUGAAAUUUGUGGGAAGAAAUUCACCCGCCGGGAGCACAUGAAACGGCAUACCUUGGUCCACAGCAAAGACAAAAAAUAUGUCUGUAAAGUGUGCAACCGAGUGUUUAUGUCUGCAGCCAGCGUGGGGAUUAAGCAUGGUUCCCGCCGUCAUGGUAUUUGCACAGAUUGUUCUGGCCAAGGCAUGGCCAGCCACUUGGAUGCCAGCGGAGGAGAUGGCUCCCCAGAUGAAUUGUACGGCACAGAAGAAGGCCCAUAUAUGGAAGAUCCUGACGACCUCAAAGCAGAAGGAGAUGAAGACAUGGGGGGUGACGAUGACAUAAAAUGGAAAGAUGACAUAGAAAUUUCACAAGACGACGUGAUUUUGGAAGAUGACAAAGAUGACCUUGACUCUCCACAGGAGAAUGAAAACUCUGAGGAUACCGACAAGGAUUUCACUUGGAUUUCUUAGGGAUUUUUGUUCUGCUCAAUCUGUUUGGGAUGGGGUAGGGAAGAGGAAGGUUGUGUUGGGAAAGCUCAAGUAGCCUUGCUAAUGUCCUUGUGUACAAAAAUGUGUGUGGAGGAUUUUUUUACCCCCCAAGCAAACAAGCUUUUCAUUUGUUCCCUCCAGAUACUGUAUCAGCAAACAUUUCCCCUGAAACGUUUCCACUUUCUUACCUGUUGCCCGUCACAUGGUCCUGAAAUGCUUAGAAUCAUGUCCUUGUCUUUCAGUGAGAGCCAACUAGAUUGUAUGCAGGCGCCAUGGAGCUUCCACCCUCAAAUGUCCCUCUACUGUCAGCUUGAAAUAGGGAGGACUCUUACAAUAAUUACCAAAACAUUUUUAAACAACUCUGCUUCCAGCAGCAAGGGAUUUGUGACAAGCUUACCCAUGGUAAAGUCCAGGGUGCGGGUGGUGCUGUGGUCUAAACCUUGAGCCUCUUGGGCUUGCCAAUUGGAAGGUCCGUGGUUCGAAUCCCCACGAUCAGAGCUCCCGUUGCUCUGUCCUAGCUCCUGCCAACCUAGCAGUUCGAAAGCACACCAGUGCAAGUGGGUAAAUAGGUACCGCUGCGGCAGGAAGGUAAAUGGCAUUUCCAUGCGCUCUGAUUUCCAACAUGGUGCUCUGUUGCACCACAAGUGGUUUAGUCAUGCUGGCCACAUGACCUGGAAAGCUGUCUGCGGACAAAUGCCGGCUCCCUUGGCCUGAAAGCGAGAUGAGCGCUGCAACCCCAUAGUCACCUUUGACUGGACUUAACCGUCCAGGGGUCCUUUACCUUUUUUUUAGCUUACCCAUGGUAAACAGAGCAGUGUGAGCAUUUCAGGACUUUCCCCUUUAAUAAUGCAACAACUCUUUCAGUAAGCCAGAGAGAUCAAGUCUGUAGCCUUCACUAGAACUGGGACACUUGCCCUCAGGUCAAUUGAGCAAAGGAUUCAGUUGUCCAUUGGCAUUUGUAAUAUAAAGACACCCUCCUCUGAGGUUUGAUUUGUGAUGCUCUAUGGUGCAGGAAUAUUUGCUGCAAAAGUGUCCCCUAGUGGCCAAGUCUUAUAAAUGCACUUUUCUUCUGGUGUGGCUGUCUUUUUCGCUUGUUCAGUGACAUAUGGCAAUACUCAGCGUACCAGCUUCUUUGCCAAGUUCUGCCAAGCUCUAUUAGGACGUACCCAUGUGGGGUAUUUUUUAUCAGGUCUUGGACGCAUUAAUUGUUCACAGCAAGUGUACCAAUCCCUGCUAUGCCACACGUUCGUGUCAUAACAAAAUAAAAAAAUUCCUUCCAGCAGCACCUUUAAGAGACCAACUAAGUUUGUCAUUGGUAUGAGCUUUUGUGUGCAUGCACACUUCUUCAGAUACAUUGAAACAGAAGUCACCAGAGAGGGUGGGGAGGGGUAUUACUCAGAAGGGUGGUGGGAAAUUGUGAUUGACUGACUGACAGCUGUUGACGACUGUUAACGACUGCAAUUGGUCUUACAGGAAAAAGCAAGGGGUGAGAUAGCUAAAGAUAGCUUUGUCAUGUAUAAUGAGAUAAGAAUCCAAUGUCUUUAUUCAGACCAGGUCUCUCCAUGGUUUUAAGCUUGGUAAUAAGUUGCAGUUCAGCAACUUCUCUUUCCAGUCUAUUUCUGAAAUUCUUCUGUAAUAAGGCAGCUACUUUGAGAUCUUGUAUAGAAUGUCCUGGGAGAUUGAAGUGUUCUCCUACUGGUUUCUCUGUCUUGUGAUUCCUGAUGUCAGAUUUAUGUCCAGUUAUCCAGGGUUUGGCCUGUUUGUCCAAUAUAGAGAGCUGAAGGGCACUGCAUAGUUCCCUCAGAAGAAUCGGGGGUUGCUCUGCCAGGUGGAAAGGUAAAUUGUCCAUCACCAGUGGCAGAACUCUGGGUGCCAGUAAAGACAGCAGAGUGGGAAACGGGAGAUGUGGCACAACGCACCCAGAAGUUACCCUGUGUUCUCCUCAUUUGAAAUGUAGAGGAACUGCACAAGGGCAAUCGUCCUUUUCAAUGCUCACCUCAGUCUUUCAGGUUUUUUUGGCAGCCCCGAGAGAAUGGCACAAACUCCCCAAAUAACCUGAGUUCUUCCUUCUUUGGCUACUGCUUCUGUGCUUGCAAGUGCAAUGCCAGACCAUUUGUCGUGGGUGCAUCUAUGUCCCUGAAUCUGGAAAAGUGGCUAUGUAUUUAAGCAUCCAAGCAGAUCUUCCACAUCUUGUCUACCAGUUGUGGCUGCAGGCUUGUACCCUGCAGCACCCACAGAGAAGGGUCUAGGGUCAUGAUCCUAAGAACUGGCGAGUUGUAUGUUUCAUGGUUGGCUACUGCUGCUUUUCUGGUGCAGCCUUUAAAUAGUAAACUGGCCUGUAUAUUUUAUCUUUGGAACAGAUUUUUAUGCAGAAUAAUGUGGGUGCUACCGGUUGUGCUUGGAACCUGCCACAGGAAGCAGCCUUCAUAGGAAGGAAACUGAAUAUAAAAGGUCCUAUUAUUGUUAUUUUUUUGUGCAGCAAGGACAACAGGCUUCUGAGAUUGUGUACAGAUGAUCAUUUCUAAAGAGCAAUGGAAGUGUCUUCUCUGCACUGGAGGGGCAGAAUCUUACCAAUGCCUAACAUUUACUUCCAAUUGCAGCUACUUCUCCAUAUAAGACAAUGAAGGGCAUGGAACCGUCUAGAUCAGAAUGAAAAAGCGCCUGGUUUUCAUCAGUUAACUCCCAAAUAAAACCUUGAAUAGCAGGCCAUUGCUGUGAAAGACGGAGCAGAUUCCACUUCCUGUUUUUUAUUUUCCCCUUUUCUUGUAAAGAGAGUGUAUAAGCAUAUUAUUUAAUGUAUAUAUAUUUAAAAAACACGUUGCAAUUGGUUUCAGAACUGUUCCACAGAUGAUCACUAGUGUUCCUUGUCCUGGGCACUAUCACACUAGGUGCUAAGAAAGGUCACAUGCCUUAUGGCAGCAGUUGUCAAUCAUGCUGCUUAGUGCUUGUUUUGGCCUUCAAACAUACACUGCUUGAAGUACUACAGAAAUCUGCAAACAUAUUCAUAGAAAACAUUUUUAAAAAAAAGAAUAACAAAAAAAUAUAUAGCUGAACAGCAAUUGUUAAGCCUAUACAGUAUGGCUUCAAAUUCUCUGCAGGGCUAUCAUCUGUACACAGCCUGAGGACAGAGCUUGCAAAAAAUAAUAGUCCCCCCAAAAAACCCUACCACCAUGCAAACAAAAAAACAACCACCACCAUGUGUGUUUCUCCUCUGGAAGAACAUCAAAGCCAGCUUUUCUGAAUCCAACGAAGACAAACCCCAGUGGUGACAACCUUUCAAUAUUAAAAUGCCUUUCACUGAAGAUAUUUACCCUUCACUGAAGUGUUUAAUGCAAGAAUUUCCAUCUGGUCUUGCACUAAUGAACAUCUUCCUUUAAAGAGCUUUGCUUUAUUAAUGGGCCAUAUCAGUGUGUUCAUGUUUCAGCUUCCUUUACUUGGAUAAAUCUCAGGUUAAUAAAGAGAACUGAGAGGGGAAUUCACUCAUUUUAUUUUUCUAUGCACUUCUUUUCUUCCUCUCCAUCCGUUGUCACUCCCCACCAUUUCGCAACACCACAUUCACUGGAGUAUUUUAGGCAUGCUGUCUUGCUGAAGUUACUCCAUGUUCUUAGUGCUUAACUAGCUCAAAGGAAAGUUUUAUUAUGGGAAAAUGCUCUGCUGCUAAACAAGGGUACAGAAUUGUUUGUAUUUAGCCAGGGAGACAUGACCAAUAACCAAAUACUUUAAUAUUCUCAAGGGCGAUUGCAGGGUGGGAGCUAGAAUCCAAGACUCUUCUUGCAUUUGAGCUUGUUGUAAAGCCUCAUUCUAUUUCAACUGGAAGACAAAUGUUUUAAUACUGGACUUUCAUAAACACCUUUCUAAGGUUUCUCUCUUGACUCCCUUUUUAUUGACAUCAUCUUGUAUGGAACCAAGGACAUCAGGAUUUGAGGACUCCUAGUGUUUAGCAUUAAUAAAGUUUCUUUGUUUGGGGGGCACACUCCUGAAUUUAAGACAUUCCAUUUUCCUCCCACCUUGACUUGAAAGUUGGAUUUCACGCACGCACGAACCCUUGCUGGCCAUAUCUGCAAAGUGGUUCCCUGUGUACUCAGUUUGGCUUGUUAGUACUUAAACCAAAAGUGCAGGAAACCUUCCAUGGAAGUGAGGUGGUGGGGAGUAAUUUUCACUUAACUCUUGAACCUUCCUGGCCCCUCCUUCUCUCCACUCUACCUUGGGAACUUUGGUUGUGCAGACUGCCAGUUUCAUGUUGCUGUCUUUAUUGGUUCAUUUGUGGUGUGGUGAUAGAAUAGGGACAAAGGAGCAAGUCAACACCAGCGCCUUCAUGCAUGGUGGAUCAUCUUCUUCUUUGGCGAUCACUCAUAGCCAAGUAAGCGACGAGUCCGUAAGUGACUGUGGAGGCCAAUUCUGGAUCCACACGUCCUUCUACAGCGAUGGUGCAUCUAUACCGUACCUAGAUGGUUCUCUAAAAUACAUGGGAGUUACGAAAGUACCACUCACCCUGAAUUGACUGUGUUGCCUUUUCCUCCUCUUGGUUAAACUUGAUUUUGUAUUCAUUUUCCUCCUCUCCCAGUGCUUGCUUUAUUUAAAAUGGUUUUAUUUCUCUCUUUAAAUAGGAGUCACUUGUCUUUUAUGCAUUUUAUCAGUGUCAUUUCUCUCCUAUUUUGACUAAGUGGAAGCAAUGACCAGACCCAUGAAAUGUGAAUGUUUCAGCUUUCUCAGUGACAACAUUGCAGAUGCUGUGUUACUUAAGUACACUAUGUGUGUGUUGAGAUCACCUUGGGAACUUCUUUUAAACAUGAUUUUAAAGAAGCUUGAGCAGUUUUGUGUUCUCGUAUGAGUUUGGUUCACUUCACUCGGUUUUGCUUAGGAUCCAUUCCUAGAAUCAUAGACUUGGAAGAGACCACAGGGGCCAUCCAGUCCAACCCCCUGCCAAGCAGGAAACACCAUCAAAGCAUUCUUGACAUAUGCCUGUCAAGCCUCUGCUUAAAGACCUCCAAAGAAGGAGACUCCACCACACUCCUUGGUAGCCAAUUCCACUGCCGAACAGCUCUUACUGUCAGGAAGUUCUUCCCAAUGUUUAGGUGGAAUCUUCUUUCUUGUAGUUUGAAUCCAUUGCUCCGUGUCCGCUUCUCUGGAGCAGCAGAAAACAACCUUUCUCCCUCCUCUAUAUGACAUCCUUUCAUAUAUUUGAACAUGGCUAUCAUAUCACCCCUUAACCUUCUCUUCUCCAGGCUAAACAUACCCAGCUCCCUAAGCCGUUCCUCAUAAGGCAUUGUUUCCAGGCCUUUGACCAUUUUGGUUCCCCUCUUCUGGACACGUUCCAGCUUGUCAGUAUCCUUCUUGAACUGUGGUGCCCAGAACUGGACACAGUACUCCAGGUGAGGUCUGACCAGAGCAGAAUACAGUGGUACUAUUACUUCCCUUGAUCUAGAUGCUAUACUCCUAUUGAUGCAGCCCAGAAUUGCAUUGGCUUUUUUAGCUGCUGCAUCACACUGCUGGCUCAUGUCAAGUUUGUGGUCUACCAAGACUCCUGAUGGUCUGUGCCCUCUUCUGUCGCUUUGCUAGUCAAGGAGUUUUAUCUGGAAGUGGACAGCAGGUAGGCACUUAAUUUUGAUUACUCAAAUGGGUGUCUGCUGUGUGCUUGUCUUUAAACAAAGCCUACAUGGCUUGUGAUUCACCAAACCACGUUUCUGCACUCACCUGUAGGCUGCUAGAACAGGAUCAAGGUCAUGCUGGUUAGGUGUAAUUAAACAUCAAGACCUUUCUGAGGGAAAGAGCUGCUUGCCAGCGUAACAGACUCCUGCAGAAGGUGGUGGACUCUCCUUCCCUGGAGGCAAUCUGUCGGGGAUGCUUUAGUUGAGAUCCCUGCAUUGCAGGGGGUUGGACUAGAUGACCCUCAGAGUCCCUUCCAAUUCUAUGAUUCUAUGAAUUAGAUCAGUGCUUCGUUUUGCCAAGGAAAUACAGCAAGCCCAUUUGGGGUCUAGCAACCACUGUAAACUGUGAAGAUGAUGCUGGCAAGGCUGCAAGGUAUCAGCUGAUUGGAGGGGACUAUAGGUCUGGUGGUGUCUCUUAGACUGCCUAUAGCAGGCAUGGCCAAACUCCGGCCCUCCAUAUGUUUUGGGACAAUUCCCAUCAUCCCUGACCACUGGUGUUGUUAGCAAGGGGUGAUGGGAGUUGUCCCAAAAUAUCUGGAAGGCCACGUUUGGCCAUGCCUGUCCUAUAGAGCAGGCAUAGGCUAACUCUGGCCCUCCAGAUGUUUGGAACUACAAUUCCCAUCAUCCCUGACCACUGGUCCUGUUAGCUAGGGAUGAUGGGAAUUGUAGUUCUAAACAUCUGGAGGGCCAGUUUGCCUAUGCCAGCUAUAGAGGAUGUGGCUCAGAUGAGGUGAUGGGCUGCAGUUACUUUUCUGUGCUCUAUCCCCAGCAUUAGACUUUGGUAGGUUUGUGACUUGGAAGCCGUAAAGCAGCUAUAGAGAUCUUUCACCCUAGUACUAGAAAUCAAUUUCAUUGAUUUUAAGCAUUUCAUAUGCAUUUAAAAUUCUGUGGUAAGCACGCUGCAAUGUACAAUCUGAGCAGUGUUGCAAAAUAUAUAUAGUUUUAACCAUAUUGAACUCCUAAUCAUUUCUUCUUCCUGUUAUUAUUUUGCUUGUACCUUUUUUAAUUGAGUCAUGCUGCUUUGAUCAUGAUGUUGAGGUGGUCAGUCUUAUUGGUCCACUGAGUCCAGCAUUGUUUCCUCUGACUGGCAGCAGCUCUCCAAGACCACGGGCAGCAGUCUUCCCUUUGGCUCUGUUUAGCUAGCAUUACCAGGAAUUGAACUCAGGACUUUUGCAAGCAAAAUAUAUGCCUCUACUGGGAGCAGCAUUCUUCUCCCCCACCCCUGACGAACCAUGAUCCCGAGAUACCAUGUUUCUUUCUUUCUUUUUUUUAAAGAGCAAGUUUCUAGCAUUUAUAGAAAGUGAGCUUUGAAACAAAACAUACAUGCAGUGGUCUGCUCAUUUUAAGAUUGGAGUUUUGUGUUACCAAAAAAGAAGAAAUGGAAUUGUUCUGCACACAUGUGUACCGUAUUUUAAUUAGGGAUUAACUUCCUUGUAGAAUACUGCCCUGCAUUUCAAAGGGGCUUGUGCAGGAGAACAUCCCCCUAUAGCAGGAGAAGCAAAAAGGUUGAUUGGGCUCUUCUCAUCUCAGGCAAUCGAUCGUACGACUCAAUGGGCAGUGUAAUUUCUGCAGGCUAGGUAGUGUGAAUUUUUUUAAAAUAUGUUUUGAGUUUAUACCAGGAAGCUCUCCUGCAUACGUGUGUCUGAAUUAAAUGGGAGUUAUUCAGGAGUGUGACUCCCAUCCUUCUUAAUAAGCACAGGAGAGAUCCCCCUGACUUGUGCCCAAAAUUAGUACAUUUUGAUUCCCUCUCUGUAUUUGGCAUAUCUGGCCAAAAAGCUUGGCUACCUUCAGAUAAGGCGCUUCACAAUCAUGCUCAUGCUUCCGACGUCACCCCCCCCUUUUUUUAAAGUAAAAAGAGAGAAGCUCUAAUAAGUUCAGCAACUGGAAGCAUAGCAAUCUGAUUGAAGAUAAUCUACAUUUAGUUCAUUCUGUGACAUGUGCAACUCUUAAGCCAUACUGAACUGGGUUUUUAUUUUUAAAGGUUCUCUGUCGUAUGGUUUGAAUUUCUGCCUUGUUUAUUUUCAAAGGAUUCCUUCAUAGUAAGGGAUGCCGUGUGUGUGUGUGUGUGUGUGUGUGUGUGUGUGUGUGUGUGUGUGUGUGUGUGUAUGUGUGGGGGUGUGCUUUCAUAUAUAUAAAUAUAUAUUUAUUUUUCAGCAUGCUUAAACCUGUCUACUAAAAUGUAACUAAAGCAAACAAGGGCAGUGUUUGAACAUUGUUGAUUAUUUUUUUUGCUGGGAAUAGUCUAUAUUAUACUGACUUUAUAUAUUAUUAUAAACCUGUGUUUGUAUUGCCGAUGUUUAAUAUUUUGAGGGUGGGAUAUGGGGAGAUUUUAGAACCCAGAAGUCAGUUGGGAAAGGAGUGUGUGUUUGUACUGAUUUUCUCUCAGUGUAGUUCAGGUAACUAUGACCUUAUUUACUAGAUGAUCUCACACUUUCUUUUGUCUGUCUAGGAGCCGAUCAUAUUUACUUUGUCAUGAGAUUAAUUUAGACAUACUUGCAAAAAUCGGUCCGUUUCAAUAAAUUGGGAUAUUGCUGCUAAAA